Molecule: messenger RNA, 3098 nt
Organism: Colletotrichum scovillei
Lineage: Eukaryota; Fungi; Ascomycota; Sordariomycetes; Glomerellales; Glomerellaceae
Product: CoA-transferase family III
Exons: 6
Coding region: 1002-2873 (623 amino acids)
Source: RefSeq, a predicted model, not a curated record
GACGGCGCCGCUUCAUUCGCGGGGACGAUCGGUCCGGGUGAUUGACGUUCCUUCAAAUCUUCCAAGUUCCAGUUUGGAGCCAACCUAACACUGCCACCUCGCGCCUGAGCUAAUAUUGCAAGGAAGAAUACUGGAAGCCUGAUGAUCAAAAGAUGCGGUGCGUCGGUACGCAUCUAUAACCUCCCUGCACUUCUAUCUUCGCUUCUGUAAACUUUGCUUCUUCUGUAUCUUUCAUCAUGUCAAUGAUAUCCCGGGCGAGACUGACUGAUUUGCACUAUAGAGGAGAACGUCCAGCGCAAAUUUAUGCUGGAACGGAGUCGACUACGGAGACCCAGAACCAACAACUAGGCUGCCCGAGCUAGCAUCAACCACCCACGUCAGCGAGAUCGCCCGGCCAUGUGAGGUCCGGGGAACGAGGAGACUCGAGAAGGAAAAGGCACUAAGACCUGAGACGGGGCGAGCUGGCGGGGUGACAUCAACGCCCGACUGGCGAGUUGAACUUGGCCCUAGUGCCUCAACCGGCAUAGUAUCCUGCACGGUUCCAAUGCCAUCAGCAAGCAUCAGCAAGUCAGAUUGCCUCUGAUUGAACAUUUGUCUCUCGUCAAUGUCAGAGCCGACAGGGCACUGCAACCUCUACUGGCCAGAAACAGUUGACAAUGCGUCCCUAGAAGCUCUCACAUCUGCUGUGUUCCCAUCAUUAUGGUGCUUGGCAUUGUCGAUUCGCUGGUCGGAAUUUUGCAGCGUCAGAUUCUCAGCGAUGUUCACCUAAAGCACCUGCCAUUCUGUAACGUACGACUCGACAACAUGAUGAAGACGGUAAGAUGGGCACCCGAAUCCUUUGGCUGCGCCACCACCGCGGGGUUUCUGGAAUGCUUGCCAUCUGAACCCAAGCUUUUGCCCCUUGCGCCGUUGCUCUGCUCUACUCGCUGAGCCGCACCGGAAGAGCAAGCGAGCACACGAGCACCUUCCACUCCCAGCCUUACCGCGAAGUGAGGUAAUCAAUGCCAGCAUUGGACGGAUACUCGGGCAAUCGGAAGAAAAGAGAGGCAGCCGAAAGCCGUUUUCGUCGAUUGACUAUAUACAACUUCCACCGUUGCUACCGAGGAGGAAACAAACGAAAGCUUAUUUUACCGAGCGUUCCCACAUUAGAUGGUCGGACCACGCUGUAUCAACCUUUCGGGAAGAUUGAUGGGACACGCGCGAUGCCACCGCUUUCACCUGCCCCUCUAUUGCGAGCCAUCAUCAGCCAGCGGGCCACAGAUCAGCUCACCGCGUCUUGCGGAUCGACUGCGAAUUGCAUAGAGGUUUUCUGCGGAUGGCCAGUAUCAGGGCAAUAUGGAUUUGGCCAGCGAAUCCUAUAUUACAUUCUUUUGGCAGUAUGUGUGCUAGCUCGUGGAGAGAAAUGGAUCAGAGAUGUCUGCAUAGCAGCGGCAUUGAUCUUACCGGCUGUGGCUGCGGUGCAUGGAAUCGUCCUCGCUUCACUCCACGUGAAUGACGCUGCCGAUAUGGAUAUCUACGGGGCGCUUCAAUUCUGUUCCAUUGGCAUUCUUGCAGUUCCGUUGACGGUCAAGAAGUCCGAGACGUACUUCCACGAGAAGGGACGCAAUACCGUCUUUGUGUGGACGAGUCUAUUACUCGCAGGUCUUGUGAGCUUGGCUGUCGAGUUCUACCGAUCCAAUUCUAUCCCCUGUUACCAAGACAACAACGGCAACCCGAUAUCGUCGGACCCGAGAAAAUUCCCGUACGGAGACAGUCCAUUAUGCGGCAUCACUUGUUCCCAGACGGACGGUCCUUUCUCACGCCUGAGGCAAAAGGCUGCAAGUGAGAUAUUCGUGGUGCCGAGGCCGAACGAGCUUCGCUUUGGAAAUGCCAUGUUUCUCGCGGUGGCAUGCUGCGUUCCGGCCAUCAUCUCGCUCAUCUCUAUGAGAAACAAGAUCGUCAUCACCGAUUGGAUCAAGAAGCAGAACGGGCCGCAGAAGGAGAAGGGAAACGAUUCCGAGGAUUCUAAGGAUCUACACAGAACCUUUAGCGGGUUCCUGAAUCUGAUCGAGAUCUUUGUUUUCGGCGGCGCUGCGUUGGCCAUCCUCAUCCUCGGAGAGAUCAAUCUCUGGAGUCCCCAGAUGGACUAUCAUACUGAGCCAUUUGGAAGCGUUGGCCAGUGGGGCACUAUUGUUGCAACAGGGCUAGCAAUCGUAGGAUCAUUCCUCAUUUACCUACUAGACGGUAUAAAUGAGGCCCCGAAAGACCCGCUUAGCAUCUGUGGUUGCGAGCACUGUCGAUUGAUCUAUGAUCGGGCUCGAGAGGUAGACUCGGAGUCUUUCCGAGAAAGUGAAGAUGGGCAUGCAGACCACAUUGAGCAUGGCUUGCCGCCACUCACGAGCACAUCUACGCGCGGAACUCAGGCAACCAAGCAAGGUCCGGGACAUAGACGAAAGGUCUCUGCCGGCCUGGUCAAAGUUGGCAAAUGGUUCGGCAGCACCACCGAAGAUCCGUUUGGGGCUCCCGACUACAGGGAAAGGCAGUGGCCAGAAGUUCCCGGAGAGCGAUUCAGAAGUUCCGCCUUGAAAGACACGGCUGAACAGUACAGCACAUACCGAGAACAUGAACCGCAGGAGCCAGUAUCCCCGGGACACCACUCAGGAAGCGAAGGUGGGCCCGCGACGCCACGGCCAGUAUCACCCAUAUCACAGGAAUCGCCAUUGUCCCCGCCGCCUCCGACCAGAGCUAGGCCAAGGAAUAAUUCGGAGCCUGUUUAUUCACGAUCGCCGUCGCGGCGGCGACCAGGCUCGCCUUCUUCUCCGGCUGGAUCGCCCGAAGGUCCGCGAACUCGACGCCGGCAGACUCUCGAGGUCCCCGGUCAACGUCGUUUGUGAAUCUCCAAGACCAUUUGAGGCGACUGAAAUGGCAGCUGGGUACCGUUUGACUUCCGAACGGAGAACUACUGGGAUGGUGAAUUUGAGUUUGAAAAUGUUUGGCCAUAUCCGUCUUGGGACUUCUUGUUUUCCUUGGACCGCAUCUUUAGAGGCGUUCGGUGUCAGUGCUGCUCGAUAUCCGACCACAAAUACAGAAAUGUCACUUGUAAGAAUAGAAAUAGCAGG